UGCCCCUAUCGCAGGCACUCGCACUAGCAGCCACCGUGUCAGCUUCUAUAUCCAACCAGUAGUUUCAGGAAAACUAAUAAUGACAAUCUGUGAAGUGCCUUUAACCUCUGUCAAAAUUAAGUUAUUUAAGUUAAGAUUUAAAUUUUCUUUUUAUAAUGCAUAUAACAUAAUUUUUUUAAAGAACCAAAAUCGAAAUCAAAUAAAAGAGAAGUGAACUUGCUGUCCUUCAUGGGAGGCACGGUGUGGGGAUGGCCCGCUCCUCUGAUACCCGAGCUGCAGUCCACCGACUCCCCCAUCGACAUCCGCCCAGUCACCGACGACGAAGCUUCGUGGCUGUCCUCUGUAGUCAGCUUGUCUCGCCUCGUCACGCUCCCCGCUUACGUCUACAUGAACGACAAGUUCGGCAGGAAGUUCACCAGCCACAUGAUAGCGCUGCCUUUCGUCGUCGGGUGGAGCAUGAUGCUGUUCGCGGAUUCCGUCAAUUUGCUCUACUGGGGAAGACUGGUGAUCGGCGUGGCCGCGGGUGGCGCCGCCAUCCUGGUGCCGGCCUACACGGGCGACAUCGCCGAGGACUGCAACAAGGGCCGGCUGGGUGUGGGCUUCGGCCUCACCAUGAACCUGGGCAUCACCUUCUCGUACGCCGUGGGCUUCUACGCCUCGUACCUAGCCUUCCACCUGGUGCUGGUGCUGCUGCCGCUGGUGUUCGUGGCGGGGUUCCGCUGGCUGCCCGAGUCGCCCAUGUUCCUGCUGACGGCGGGGAAGCCCGAUGAGGCGCGCGCCGCGCUGCAGUGGUUCCGCGGCGGCCGCGACUGCGGGCCCGAGCUGGAGCGCAUGAGGCAGCGCGCCGCCGAGGUGCUGGAGCGGCGCCAAAACAAGGUCUCGCUGUGGGCCACGCUGGACCGGCCCACGCUGCGCGGACUGCUCAUCUGCCUGGGCGUGAUGACGAACCAGCUGCUGAGCGGGCUGUCUCCGGUCGUGGCCUACACGGUCACCAUCUUCCAGGCGGCGGGCUCCUCGCUGCCGCCCAACCUGUGCGCCAUCUUGGUGGGCGUGGUGCAGACGGCAGGCACCGUCCUGUCGGCGCUGGUGAUCGAGUGGGCCGGCCGCCGACCGCUGCUCAUCUGCUCCAACCUGGUGGUGGCGGCGUGCCUGUUCGUGCUGGGCACGCACUUCUACCUGCAGGGCCUGGGCUGGGACCUGACCUCGCUGGGCUGGGUGCCCUUGCUCAGCCUGUCCUGCUACAUCUUCACUCUGGGCCUGGCCAUCACGCCGCUGCCCUUCACGCUGACCACGGAGACCAUCGGCCCGCACGCGCGCGGCGCCGCGCAGAGCGCCGUGCUCAUGUACCUGUCCGUGGGCAUGUUCGGCCUGGUGCAGACCUAUACUGCGCUCGCCCGCCUCGUGGGCCAGCAUGGCUGCUUCUGGCUGUACGCUGGCGCCUGCCUCGCCUCCGGCCUCUGCGUCUACCUGUUCGUGCCGGAGACCAAGAACCGCAGCCUGGAGGACGUGGUGCAGCAACUGGGUGGCGACAACUACAUCCGCUCCGUGGUGCGCCCUGCCAGGAGUCCGGAGCCGGCCCCCAAGUGACCUACCCACCGCCCGCAGUUUCCUCAUGCCCUAGUAGUCCAUGUCAUUUCUAUAAGAAACACCUGAUGUUUACAUAUACUGUCAGUUUGUGGUUAAAUUGGCUUACCCUACUCCGACAUGCUUGCUUCGGCAGGCCACUGCAUUGACUAGUUUACUGUAUAUUCGUUCACCUGCACUUUAAACACGAAACACCAUUUUCUAACUAAAGCAUCGUUUAUAACAUUACCACUAACUUCGUUUAUCUGCUUGUAAAUUAUAGAUAGGGCGGAAAUUUUUUUUUGGCAUUCCGAAAGCAUAUUACACUACGUAUCUCACACCUGGUGGUAUCAUUAAAUUCCUCACACACUUCAGUAUUACUAUAGACAGAAAACGACCAUUGCGGCUUGCUGUCAGCAUCAGACUGGCGACUGAAUGGGAAUGUACAUAAACAGGUUUAAUGGAGGGGGGGGGGGGGAAAUUUUGGGAGAACAGCACAGUCCACCACAUUAAAUGUAGUAUAGCUUGGCCGGUACUGGCGUAGGUUCCAGAUCGAGGACUGAAGAUGGGGUAAAUGAACGACCGCCAUGACGUCACGGCGGCCAUAUUGGAUGACAUUGACCUUGACCUUCGAACCUAAACCUGACCCCGGCGGCCAGUUUGGAUCCGCCAGUUUGCUUUUACGCUAUUUUGAAUUCCGUCAUUUUAAAUGUCGCUAUUUUUCUGUCAUUUUGAAUUCCGCCACUUGGUUUCCUCCAUAUUUCAAAAUUGAAGCUGUCAUGGUCAUGGUCAAAGCUCAAGGCAAAAUUCAUCCUAGAUGACCACCAUGAUGUGACAAUCCAAAUUGUAACCAUAGCUAAAAGUGCAAUUGUGACAUAUAUCAAGAUGGCCGCCGUGGCAUCACAAUGAAUGAUUUUAUAUACUACUGCUCUUCCAUCGAUGUAGGGUUUAUUGCUUAAAAAUAUUCUUCUUAUUAACACAUAAAUGCAGAGUUUUCUAUCCUACUCUAAACUACUGCCAUUAGAAGUAACAGCUAAUUACUAAUAGUUAAAAAUUAAUAAUACGGUCUUUAAUGCACGAGUAAAUUAAAUAAAAAACACCAGUUACUAAAAUGUUUCAUGUCAAAAUAUUUUUCUUUUAGUGUGUAUUUGAUAUUUCUGCUGAAGCUCUUAUACAUAUUUUUAAUUUUUUUAAUUUUAUGUAUCAACGUAUUUUAGUUUAUCUGAUUAAUGGUUGAGUUGUAUAUUGAUAAUUUAAAAAUAAAACUAUCAUGGAAAAUGAAAA
This is a messenger RNA of Bacillus rossius redtenbacheri, 2847 nucleotides long. Its product is annotated as facilitated trehalose transporter Tret1-like. Bases 229 to 1587 code for a protein of 452 amino acids. Lineage: Eukaryota; Metazoa; Arthropoda; Insecta; Phasmatodea; Bacillidae. The record is from RefSeq and is a predicted model, not a curated record. Gene Ontology annotation, biological process: transmembrane transport. Gene Ontology annotation, cellular component: membrane. The transcript is spliced from 4 exons. Gene Ontology annotation, molecular function: transmembrane transporter activity.